Molecule: messenger RNA, 792 nt
Organism: Fragaria vesca subsp. vesca
Lineage: Eukaryota; Viridiplantae; Streptophyta; Magnoliopsida; Rosales; Rosaceae
Product: casein kinase II subunit beta'-like
Source: RefSeq, a predicted model, not a curated record
AUGCAUAAACAUAAAGGGGAUCAUCAUCAUCAUCAUCAUCUGCGAGGUGUAGUUAGAUCACAUUCUGAACCACCUUUGAAAGACAAAGCCUCAUCGACUCCCUCUACAUCAUUUGCUGCAAUCGAGAAUUACAAUAACAACCAUCUAUUCUAUGAGGAGGAGGAAUCUGAAACUAGUUGUGAAGAUUCAGUCGUCAGACGUUAUGAUGAAGAAGAAGAUUCAUCUUGGAUAUCAUGGUUCUGCAAUCAAAAAGGGAAUGAAUUCUUUUGUGAAGUUGACGACGACUAUAUCCUCGACGAUUUCAACCGCUCUGGUUUGAAAAAUCAAGUGCCAUUCUAUGAUUACGCAUUGGAUAUGAUUUUGGACGUUGAGUCUUCUGACAUCGAUGGUACCUUACAUGAUCAUGAGCAGAACAACUUGAUCGAAUCCGCGGCAGAGAUGCUCUAUGGUUUGAUUCAUGCUAGAUACAUAGCAACUACCAAAGGAACUUCUCAAAUGUUGGAGAAGUACAGGAACUAUGAUUUUGGUAGAUGUCCGAGAGUUAACUGCAGCAAACAAAGAUGUCUACCUGUAGGUGAAUCAGACCCAAGAUUGGCUACUGUCAAAAUCUACUGUCCCAAGUGUGAAGAUAUUUACUCCCCACAAUCCAGACACCAAGAACAAAUCGAUGGGGCAUACUUCGGAACCACAUUUCCUCACCUCUUUUUCUUGACUUAUGGCCAUCUUAAGCCACAGGAAGCAAGUCAGAGUUAUGCUCCAAGAAUAUUUGGUUUCAAAGUCCACAAGAAAUAG